CUCCAUAACCACAAAGUAGUUAUAAAGCAGGUAUGUUUAAUAAGUGAUGCGCAGACACCCUGGUGCAAGGGGGAUAGCUCCACCUCACUUGCACAUUGUUAGGAGAAAUCAUGUGACAGAUAUAGGCUGAACUAAUGCAUAAUCAGUAGUUUGCAGGAAUUUGGAUACAUAUUCGUUACAUUCCUGAGACGCCAUUAGCAUGCAGUCCCUCCCCCCUUAACAUAAGCUCUCUGUAACUACCCUUUGCCUUAGUGAAGCCCCCUUUCCCUUUCCUUAGAAAAGUGUUCCCUUUUCAUCUAUUACGGGGUCCUUUUUCACUCUUCAGUACCACCCUGGAUACCACUGCGCAUGCCCAAAUGGACGUCAGCACAUAUUCAUGAGUCACAGAAUCUCAGGUGUUGGAAGGGACCUCGAAUGAUUGUCUAGUCCAGUCCCCCUGCUGGAGCAGGAACACCCGGAUUAGCUGACACAGGAACUCAUCCAGGCGGGUUCUGAGUACCUCUAGAGAAGGAAGAGCCCACAGCCUUAUAAUAAGGGGACUUGGAGAAGAUGGCCAAGCUGCUGAGAGUACAGAUGUCCACUGUAAGGCCGCCCAUUCUGUGUCAUCAGUGACAUCACAAACUGCCAGCACAGUGUAGGUGACACCCAAAGGGAAAGCCAGAAGAGUUGUCAGGAGGGAACACGACAGGACAGAGCAGGAGCACAGGGACCUUCAAGGCAUCUCUGAGCACAGCUCACAUCUCGCCAUGUCAUUCCGGUGUGCCCAUAGGAGCCGGAAAGUCUGGCUUUCCUUUUCCCCUCCCUUUGACGACUCUGGUUCUCAGUCCAAUGAGACAGAGGUAAGACCCCCCAGAAGGCCAAAGCUGGCUUGGUACGAGUGGACUCCAGAACAGGAGAAGAACAAGGUGGAGAUUGUACGUCCAUUUGCUUGCGUAUGGGAGCAAUGGAGAGGAGAGGCCACUGUAUGCAUCUCUGAGUUUCUGAAGAGAAAGGACAAGGAUGAGCAACAGAAAAUCAGAUUCCUGAGCAGCAUCUGCAUAUUGUGCAGAUGCAGGGAUGAGUCGCUUGAUUUGAAUGCUUUCUGCCAAGAAAACCAGCUGGCAGAGAAUGUCCAGGCGCUGAUCAGAGAGGAGCCUGUGCACGUUUUGUCCUCAGUGAUAAAGCAGGAAGUCAUGCUGACCUUUGCUGAUUUGAGCACUGUGGAGACGGCGCUGGAAGGCAAAACAGAGAGCAUCCUGAAUUCCUGCUUCAACAGUGUCUUCUUUUUGCCUCCGGAACUGGACAUACCAGACAAGGAGGAAAAUCUCUACACUAAGACCAUGAUUGCCAUGAACGUCAUGCUGCGAGCCUUGGUGUGGAACUGUCCCAACUCCAGAAUGGGGGAGGAGAUGUGCAGUAUCUUUAAGGCUCUGUUCCACUUCUUCCACUCCCAGCACAUGCACGUUCGUACGAGAGCCCUGUUUGGGAUUUUACAGAUGAUCAUAGAUUUUAUGGAUAAAGACUGGUACCGCGCUGAAGAUUUCAAAGUGGUAUAUGAGUCAGUCAUUGAGGUCUACUUCCCCAUCCUGGGAGAGCUGCUGGGUCACCUCUGUCUUUUCAGCUGUGGGAGUGAUAGCACCAGAGCUCCAGCUACAGAGGCUCUUUAUCGCCUCUAUGCGUUUGUCAAACACAAAAGAAAAACAAGCCUGACAGAGGAGAUGGAAAAGUACGUGCAUCUCCGUGAGGAGAUUCAGGAUACUGAUUUUGGACUUGAUAACGUGUCCAGUCCUGCUGACUGUGCCAAGGCGUUUGGAGGAUACCUCAGGCCUGCCGAGAGGAUGGAUGUCGUCCUCACAGCCCUUGAAGGGAUGGUUGACUCCAGCAUCUAUGACAAGGAGGCGGCCUGCAGUGUGAUGGCUGUGGCCAUGGAAGACCACGCUUUCUGGAUAUCAGAUAAAACCCAGAUCAUAACUUCCAUCUGCAAGAACCUGAGGAGCAUCACCACAAAGGCAGCACGGCACUGCCUGGACUCUCUGCUCCUCGUUCUGACCAGCCAGAUGCCUGCAGAGGAAGUCAGGAACCUGCUCAAGUCCUCUCCACCAAGCAACAGCAAUGCCCUGGAUGUGUGGGAGGUGAUGCUCUGCAUGCCGCGGACCUUGGAGAAGGUUUUGAAGGAGCUGACCAAGGGCUCACAGCUGAGCAGGCUGGUAGAAGGAGUCACAGAAGACACGUGCAUCCUCUUCUUGGCUCUAAUGGCAAAGAGUGAAGAUAACAGGGACUAUUUUGGUAACCUAUGCCACCUCAAGACUUAUCUGAAGCAUCCAAGCAUGGAGAUGCACGUGGUGGUGCUCAGAGGGCUUGUCAUACUCUCCGAGACACAGGAGAAGGCAAGAAAAAUGCAGGUCUUGCUGCCAGAGAUCAUGGCCACCCUGCAGGAUGCCAGCGCAGACAUCAAGAUGAGGGCCCUGCUUGUCAUUCAGAACAUCAUGGGCCAUGUGAAGAGGAAGGAGGCCAGCUCCAUCGCUGUGCGGCACGCUGAGGAGCUCCUGCCUCUCUUUGUCAAUGAGUCGAGCGCCGUGAAGGUGUCCUCCAUCUGUCUCUACAGAGACAUGGGGCAGGCUGUGCUCUGGUGCCACCGGAGGAGAAUGAAGGGGACGAUGCACAGGGGCCUGGUCCCGCUGCUCUUUCGGAUGAGUGAUGAGAACCAGGACGUGGCCCAGGCUGCCAAGAGAGCCAUUGUACAAACGGCCAAGCUCCUGUGCUGGAACGACCUCCGGAAGCUGACUGAGAAACAGGAGACGUGGAGGAUCGCAGAGUGCUUGCUGCAGCGGGACCAGAGCAGGGUGGAGGAAUACCUGCAGCAGAGCCAGCCCUACCUGCAGGACUCUCAGGCGGCCUUGCGAGAGGAGGCCGUGAGGUUCAUUGGGCUUGCUGCGCGCUACUCAAUGGACCAGAGCAAGGAGAAGCUACAGGACAUCAUCGGAGCCCUCAUGCCUUUGGUGAGCGACACGGAGAGCUCGGUCCAAUGCUUGGCAGCUCAGACCACACUGAUCCUUGAGACAGCCACAAGGACAGCGACAUCACGACGGAGCCUGCGGGCGCUGUGCUGUCUUAUCUGCUGAGCUGUGUGAUAAAGUGUUUGCUCAUUAAGACCAGGAUGUGGCAACAAUGUUUGCAAAGCGCGCGAAUUUGCAGGUGGAUUCUGCAGGUCUCGGCAAGUCUCAAGGAAGGACCAAUCAACUAAUGACACACUGGCCUAACGACCACGGCCGACCAGUCGGAUACCAGCACACCCGGGACCUGACAAUACAAAAGAAGUUGCAAGGAACAGGAACGCGCGGCAGUUGGAGGAACGAUGAUUCCCCUGUCGUCCAGCGCUGAAUUGCCUUUUUGUUU
Messenger RNA from Coturnix japonica (Japanese quail), 3375 nucleotides. RefSeq names its product maestro heat-like repeat-containing protein family member 7. The record is from RefSeq and is a predicted model, not a curated record. NCBI's taxonomy places the organism in Eukaryota, Metazoa, Chordata, Aves, Galliformes, Phasianidae. Gene Ontology annotation, cellular component: cytoplasm.